AUGCGUGAAAAAGAUUCCAUCCUUGCAGGGGUCGCGAAGGCUCUAGACAAUUAUCGCAUCCCACAUGGGGGUAAAUGGCCGCCACCGGAAUUCAACCUGCAGCGCUCGCUUUCACACGUGGUUGGCGCAAAGCAACCAAUAGUGGAUAUGCUGCCUUCAUUGAUGAGGCUUAGCAAUUGGCUCUGCAUGUUGGCCCGGGGAGGUGGACCCAGAUGGACACUCUGGCUGUUCAGGAUAGCGAUAGCAGCCCCAGAGUCCCGAUACAAUUGUUGCACUGCCCCCCUCACAUCAUAUAAAAAGGCACCAUGCGCAGCUAGGAAAGCCCAAGCUCCCGUGAUGUCGCAAGCUAUACCAGAGUUCACUUGGAUGGACGAUUUCCAGUACGAUUUCGAUUCGCACCGGAACUCGCUGAGCAGCGUCGGAAGCUACGAGCCUGAUUUGUUCGAAGUUCCGGAUGUGAUGGACAUGGCUCCUUCGUCCUCGCCUACAACCUCGCCUGAAGAGGAGAAGCCAGAGCCCAGCACCACAGCAAAAACCCGCCGCCGGAGAAAAAGCACAACUGCCCGGUCGAAAAAGCCGAUGACAGUAACACAGCGGAAGGCCCACAAUAAAAUCGAGCGCAAAUACCGAAUCAACAUCAACUCCAAAAUCGCAAAUCUACAGAAACUGGUUCCCUGGAUGAGCAAUGAGAUCGUUGCCUUUGAGAUCGAUGCGGCAGGUCUGGACCAUCUCCAAGGCCACGGACUCGGCGGGAGGAAAUUGAACAAGUCAAUGAUCCUCGACAUAGUCACCAAAUACAUUGAGCACCUCAAAACUGACAAUGAAAGCCUCAGAAAGCGGGUCUCCGAGCUAGAAGGACACAACACAGACGCUGAUAACAACACAUAG
Ogataea haglerorum is the source of this 888-nucleotide messenger RNA. RefSeq lists its product as uncharacterized. NCBI's taxonomy places the organism in Eukaryota, Fungi, Ascomycota, Pichiomycetes, Pichiales, Pichiaceae. Gene Ontology annotation, molecular function: protein dimerization activity. Bases 1 to 888 code for a protein of 295 amino acids. The transcript is spliced from 2 exons. The record is from RefSeq and is a predicted model, not a curated record.